This is a messenger RNA of Loa loa (African eye worm), 373 nucleotides long. RefSeq lists its product as hypothetical. Gene Ontology annotation, molecular function: FMN binding; pyridoxamine phosphate oxidase activity. Lineage: Eukaryota; Metazoa; Nematoda; Chromadorea; Rhabditida; Onchocercidae. The record is from RefSeq and is a predicted model, not a curated record. The transcript has 2 exons. The annotation marks the transcript as partial. Gene Ontology annotation, biological process: pyridoxine biosynthetic process; pyridoxal 5'-phosphate biosynthetic process.
UAUCUGGAAGACAAGAAAGUGGAAUUGGAGAAACUUGUCGCCGAAAAAGGUGAAGAAGCAAUCACUAGACCGGAAGACUGGGGUGGCUAUAGAUUGCGUCCACACUAUUUUGAAUUUUGGCAAGGUCAAACUGAUCGGAUACAUGAUCGUAUUGUAUUUGAAAAAGGAGCUGAUGAAACGGAAUGGUUGAUUAAGCGUCUUUCACCGUGAAAAUCACUCUCAAGGGAUCCUUGUUAAUCCAGCUGAUUGUCGAAUUCCUUCAAAUAUAGCUUUCACUGUAGAUAUAACCGUUAGUAGCUACUUAAAUGUCACAAAUUAAUAUAAACUUUGUAAUUAUAACCUAUACUCCAACAAAAGUUCCCUGAAAAAGUAA